CAUGUGGUCCCUGACCAACCGUCUGGAGCCGUGGUCGACACCAGAUUUGGAUUCGACAGGCAGGGUUCCAAAAGGUUAUGUUUCGGCCAGGUGCUGAAACCCUAGAGGAAACCCCUAGAUAGAAUGUUAGGAGCAGAGCAAACCAAGAGGGGACAGACAGUGCAUCAGCCACAUUGGAAUGAUGAGCAGUACAGUGAGCAGAACUCAAGAGCAAGGAUUGCAACCUGGAGAACAGACAGAGAGAAUGCAGGAGCAUUGUACAUACAGAGGUACGGGAUAUUCAUCCCAAUAUUCCCCGACAGAAUGGAGGAUGAUGAACAUUGAGAAUAUCGUUCCAGAGAUGGUAGUAACCAAAAUCCACAGACUCAAAAUGAAGCUGAGAAUGCCAAGCGGGGACUUCAAGGAGGACAGGCUUUCGACAUCAGCACAAUCCACCCCUUGUGGCACCCCUUCCGGGACCCCCUCCGUUACCCCCAGCGUCAGUCCCCACGCCUCACCGAUACUCAACCGCAGGAGCUGGUUCAACAGCCUGAGUCCAGCACCGUUUCUCACCACACCGGAGCUCGGCAGUCCUAACUUCAGCCCAGAAAUGGGAGGCAAUGAGGGAGGAGGAGCAGGAGGGGAGAGGUGGAGCUUCUUUGGAACUUCUCGCCCAGUAGUACAGAAGUCCUCUACUGACCCUGGUUCAGAAACCAACACAGGCUUCACACUACAGUCGUACUUUGGCGUGCCAAAGUCCAACACCAUGGAAGGCAUUAAGACCCAGGUCAACCUCAUGGUGGAUGACCCCGCCAAGUUCAACCCCCCAAGAUCGAGAUCAGCGGCAUCGAGGGCAAGAGACCCCCCCAGACUCGCCCACACAAACUCAAACCCCGGGACAUGAACGUCCUGACACCGUCAGGAUUCUGAUACCCCCAGGAGCCCCUUCUCCUGAAUUCUACCGACCCUCGCCCCCCGUCGCCCCCUGUCGGCCAGUAGCUGGUCUACUACCCUCCUCUGUCUUCUCGGCCUCUAUGGAAGCCCUGAGACGGAGAAAAUGGAGAAGCUACAGAACUUUCCCCCUAUUCCCUAAACCUUACUGUUCUACCUGACCCUAUUCCUGCUGAUGGUGAACCUACUAUAGACAUCUCCCUCUUUAGGGCCAACCCUCCUUGGUCCAAUUAAAGCACCAAAUGGAGUAUUUCCAACCACCUCGCCUCAAGAGGGUCACUUCUUCAGUUUCUGGGUGCUUUGGCAUAUGGUGCCCGGUUGCCAUUGUCGUCUGCGAUGUCAUGAGGUUGAAAUGGUGGUUUUGAUGUCUCAUGAGUCACUGAAUCAGUACCUGGGCUUGAGGAGACCGUGAUGUCUCAUGAGUCACUGAACCAGUACCUGGGCUUGAGGAGACCCUGAAUAUGACGAGAUCUUCUCUGACGCUCAGGAUCCUUCAAGUCAAAGUCCCAUUAACCGGCUCUGCAAAUGUUAUGUCAAAAUACAUUCUGUACUCACCACAAUAUGGCGUUUCGCAGAGCAACUAUCGUCGUUACUGCCGUUACGCAUGGCGUUUACCUCCUAAAAAUGUGUUUCGGGAUACUGUACUGCUGCUGGAUCAGCCGACCUGUGUGUGGCAGUAAUGAGUCAUUGGAUUUGGCGCAUGCGCAUUUGGUCAAAAACUAUUAUUUUUUACCUUUUUUGAAAGUACAUACUGUGCGUAACGGAAGGAUGGAGAUAGUUGCUCUGUGAAACGUGAUAUUGUGGUGAGUACUGAAUGUAUUUUGACAUAACAUUUGCAGAGCCAGUUAAUGGGACUUUGAAUUGAAGGAUCCCGGGCGUCAGAGGAGAUGUUGUCAUAUUGUCUCCUUAAGCAGAGGUACUGGUUCAAUCAGUUCCCUGCUCUGACUGACAAAAACCGCCAUGGUUCAUUAUAUUGAACUCCCUCUCGCUAAAAGCACUACAGCCCCCAGCCAAUGCAAUUUCACUCUAGACUCCAUCACCUCUGACAGUCUUAUGCUUUUGUAGUUUGAUAGUUUUGUAUAGUUAUUUUGGGGGGGGAGCAGUGAGUGUGGUAUUACUGAUGUUGUGCCUAAGCUUGCUUCUGACGUCUGCCAUAUCAGUUGACUUUUUAUUUGACAGUCUUAGUACUAUUACUUAAGUUAGUUAUUGGAUGAGAGCGUGGCUACUGCUAACCUGGAAUUUAAAAAAAUAAAUAAUAAAAAUCCAGAUAUUAUGUUAUUGCUAUUAAAUGGUGUGUUAUGAUAUUUCCAUAUACAAGUCUGUAAUGCUUUAAGAAUAUAUUGAUAUGAAGGCCUAUGCAUUGAAGUAGUCAUUUGAAAUGUGUUUUUUAUAUUAACUAUUACUUUAGAAUCAAUGCUGUUUUUGCAAGAUGUUUAUGAAUUCCAAUAGUUCGUUGCACAAGGGAUCGCUUUUCCCACUGAAUUCAGCUGUAAAUAAACUCAACACAAACGAAAUGAC
Messenger RNA from Salvelinus namaycush (lake trout), 2448 nucleotides. RefSeq names its product putative monooxygenase p33MONOX. The transcript is spliced from 4 exons. Bases 179 to 883 code for a protein of 234 amino acids. The record is from RefSeq and is a predicted model, not a curated record. Gene Ontology annotation, cellular component: cytoplasm. NCBI's taxonomy places the organism in Eukaryota, Metazoa, Chordata, Actinopteri, Salmoniformes, Salmonidae.